Trypanosoma brucei brucei TREU927 is the source of this 1347-nucleotide messenger RNA. RefSeq lists its product as hypothetical. The transcript has a single exon. The coding region runs from base 1 to 1347 and encodes 448 amino acids. Gene Ontology annotation, molecular function: hydrolase activity, acting on acid anhydrides, in phosphorus-containing anhydrides. The record is from RefSeq and is a predicted model, not a curated record. NCBI's taxonomy places the organism in Eukaryota, Euglenozoa, Kinetoplastea, Trypanosomatida, Trypanosomatidae. Gene Ontology annotation, cellular component: mitochondrion.
AUGCUGCGCCAUACAUGCAGGCGGUUGUUACUUAAUGUAUCGGGGGAGAGCCCGUCGUUCCGUGCAAAGCCCAUACGGAAUCUGCAGAUGGAUGUGCAGAUGAGCCCCUACAAGGAGCAAUUCAAAGACUACUGGUCCACACCCGUGCCAUGGGCAGAUCGCGAGUACGGCGAGAAGCCAAAACUCGGGGCUCCCGUUCCCACGCGUCGGGCUGCAACGGCGGUUGUGAUUGGAAUGAACCGUCACGCCGACAUGGCGAAGGUUGAACGCGGUGAGGACAAUGAUUACAAGGUGCUCAUGAUGUAUCGCGAAGGAAAAAGCCGCUUUGUGCGGGACCAGUUCAUCCUACCGUCAAUGCCAGUGAGUUUGGAGGAUAGUUCGGAGGAUUGGGAAAAGAUUCUCCGCCGCCGCGGUGUGAAAACUCAGUGGACGGACCUGCAUCACCGCCUCUGCGCGAUGCGGGCGCUAUUUGCACAAAUGAAUAUUCUUCUCAUUCCAAAGGAGGGGGGCGGGCUUGCGGAGGUUGAGGGACCGCCUGGACCCAAGAAGUGGCACUUGCUCGUCCAUUCAAACCCCAAGGCAAUGAAGAACCUGGUGGAUGUUCUGGAGUUACCGAUGGAAACGUGUUUGUCACAGCUGCUGCCGUUCCGCAGCAUCACAACACCAACAACGGAAACCUUUCGUUUCUGCAAUCUCAAUUACCUGGUGCCCUUUGAGAAGGUACCGGACGUGCGAUUUACUAUUAGUACUCUGGGAGAGAAGCUUGUGUGGGUGUCACCGAUGGAGGCCAUGGCACGUUUUAACGCCGGUAUCAUGAACAUGCCCACGCCCAGCCUUAUUCUUCUGUCUGAGUUGAACAACGAGUGCCCCACCUUUGCGGAUGUGAUGAAGCGGAAGCCACACGACAGUUACCGCGAUGUCCUCCCUGAGUUGUUUCGUCACAACCAAACAAAAGUCGCCACAAUCCUUCUCCCUGGUGACCUUCAACACACCAGCACAACAGAAGAAGAUAAGGCUCAACAAUAUGUCCGUCGGUUUGUGUAUGAAAAGGAUUACCCCUUCGGUGUGCGCGCGGUGUUUGAGGAACGGCCGGCGACGGUAGAGGAAUCAGCGGGACCUUUAGAGCAGGAAAUGCCCAAAUUGUUGGAGGAGGCAAAUGAAAUGGAUAUGGUUUACGCCGAGGUGCCGUACCCAAAGAGGGAGAAGCGGCCGGAGGAAAUCGGUCGUACAGCAUUUGCCGUUCCAAAUUACACUUUUCAAGAGGGAGUGGAGAACGCAGAUGGCGUCAUCCCAGUGAAGAAGCGGAACAUCGGAAGCGUGGGGGAUUUGUACUCGCACACAAAAUAA